Molecule: messenger RNA, 3098 nt
Organism: Sceloporus undulatus (fence lizard)
Lineage: Eukaryota; Metazoa; Chordata; Lepidosauria; Squamata; Phrynosomatidae
Gene: SECISBP2
Product: SECIS binding protein 2
Exons: 19
Coding region: 498-2966 (822 amino acids)
Biological process (GO): selenocysteine incorporation
Cellular component (GO): ribonucleoprotein complex
Molecular function (GO): ribonucleoprotein complex binding; mRNA 3'-UTR binding; selenocysteine insertion sequence binding
Source: RefSeq, a predicted model, not a curated record
AUGAAACAUUAACCUGAAAAGUUUGGUUUAUCAGUUACAGGUUGUAUACAUGGUGCCUUGCUUGCUCCUGUUUGCAGCAGGAGUGGUUAAACAAACUGUGGACAAGACCCUGCAUCAGGAGACAUAGUGAUCUGCAUCACUGUAGCUACAUCUCCUGAUCAGGACCCCAUAAACCCACCUUAGAAGCACCAUCUCUUCAGGGAUUGCUGAGAUGGGGAGUGGUGUGGUGAGAGAAGAAGCAUCCAGUUUUCACACAGCAAUGAGGCAUUUUGUGACAGGGCAUCAAGUUAUCAGCAGAGGUCAAACCGUUUGUCCCCAAAUACGCGGCGGUAACUGUGGCAUGGUCAGAACCCUCAGAAGCAUGUGUCUUUCCUAGAUAUUAUACUACAUGCUACCCAUAUGUUCAGGAUCCAUCAGUGGAUAAAAACCAGGUCUAUACUCAAGAUGUGCCCUGGGAUUCUGCAUCCUCCCAUCCCCAUUAUGUAUCUCAAAAUGUUAUGGGAUGUAGUUCACUUGGGGAAUACACCAGUUCUCCUUAUACACCUGAUGCCGCACCAAAUUUAUACACAGUUAACAACUUCCAGUGUGACAACAACAGCAGUAAGAUCUUCAGCUCUUCUAGACAGGACAGAGACUAUGUCAAACAGAGUCCUGUCAUCAGGAAAGAGGCAGCAUAUCAUCCUAGGAGGCGGCCCAAGGAUUUUGAACCCAAAUUGGAGAAUAAAAGACUUGAUGGGAAUGACUCUUCUAACAAGUCAACAGAGAGUUCAUCUUAUACUGCUCUACAUGGUAGAAAUCCUAUUAAAUCAGACAGGCCAGUUAAAGCCCUGAGUGGGAAAUUAAAACAAUUUCAAAACAAUGAAUGUCUUCCAGAACCUGCCUUUGAAGUUACUCUCUCUGAUUUCCCUAAAUUGCAAAGUGCAAGAAGUCCUAAUCUGCUGGAUCUUCAGAAACAUGCAUGGGGACCAUUGGGUUCAGCUGAAGGAGAUAAAGUGCCUCGGAAACCUCCAGAGAAAACAGCAUUAUCAGCUUCGGUGACCAGAGAGGGUGAACAAUCUCUGAAAAAGAAUUUCCCAACAAAACCUUUACAUUCUUCACCUGAUCCUGGAGUUCCUCUGGUAUGUGUUGGUUUUUUGACUGAGACACCCAUGCUUUGUGCCACUGUGCCACCACAAACUCCUAAGAGGGUUGUUUCAACUCCAGCUGCAGUUUCUACCACCAACCUUUGUGGACGUAAAGGGAAACAAAGUGUUCCUGCAGACUGUAAGCCAGAACCAAAAGAGAAUGCUAGUGACAGUGAACUUGAAGAAACUGUAGAGAAGAAGAAGAAGAAAAAGAGGAAUAAAAAGAAACCGAAGCCAAACAGUGAAACAGAGAACUCUCCUAGCAAAAGCGUCAUAUAUCAAGAACCUCCAAGAAUUGAGGAUGAUGAGGAAUUUCCAGAUUUGGCAGUGGCUGCUGAUAAAAAAUACAAGCCAGGGACUCCAAAAUUCUAUUGCUCAACACCGAUGACUGGUGAACAGACUCAGGAGCCUAAGCUUGAGCUUCAAGAUGUCAGCUUUCAAAAUGAAUGGGCAACUCCAAAAUUAGGAAUAACAACUGGAAGAAAAGCAGGAAAACAAGUUACAUCUGGUUCAGUAGAAAAAAGGAAAACACAGGAGCCAUUGAAGAGCAGUGGGAAGAAAAGCCAGAUUCCUGUGCAGCUAGAUUUGGGGAAUAUGCUAGCUGCCUUGGAACAAAAGCAGCAGGCAGAAAAAGCAAAACAGUCAUCCAAGCCUGUGGUCCUUUCAGUUGGUGGAGCAGUAACAUUACCUUCAAAAGAGUCUAUGACUGCAACAAAAAACCACCAUUUAAACCAAGGGAAUUCACCACAUAACCCUUUGGACUCCAGUUCCCCUUUGGUCAAGAAGGGAAAACAGAGAGAAGUUCCUAAGGCAAAGAAGCCAACAUCACUCAAAAAGAUCAUUUUGAAGGAGAGAGAACAACGGAAGCAGCAGCAUCUCUUAGAAGAGAUGGCAGUACCCAAGGAUAGUGCUGCUCUUCAGGAUACAGAAUCUACAGCUGGAAGUCAGGCACAUUCGGAAGACACCAAAGCAGAGAAUGCAGAAGAUACUUCUAUAGAUCCUGUAAUUCUGGCUGAAGAUGAUUCACAAGUAGACCUGAAAUGUACAGAAUAUAGUAGUUCCACAGAAAAUGCCCUAGUUCCAGCACAGCUGAAUUCCAAUCUUCCCAAAAUUCACAGCCGAAGAUUCAGAGAUUACUGCACUCAAGUACUUAGUAAAGAGGUUGACAGCUGUGUAACAGAUCUCUUGAAAGAGUUGGUUCGCUUCCAAGACCGCCUAUAUCAGAAAGACCCUGUCAAGGCCAAGACAAAACGCAGACUUGUUAUGGGACUCCGAGAAGUGUUGAAACAUUUGAAACUAAAAAAGUUGAAAUGUGUCAUAAUUUCCCCAAACUGUGAAAAAAUUCAGUCAAAAGGUGGAUUGGAUGAGACUCUGCAUCUCAUCAUUGACACUGCUUGUGAACAGAAUAUCCCAUUUGUUUUUGCUCUCAAUCGCAAAGCUCUUGGGCGCUGUUUGAACAAAGCAGUGCCUGUCAGUGUGGUGGGGAUUUUCAGCUACGAUGGUGCUCAGGACUAUUUUCACAAAAUGGUGGAACUGACAAUGGAAGCAAGACAGGCCUAUAAGGAAAUGAUUUCGGCAUUAGAAAGAGAGUCAGCUGAAGAAGAAAAUGGAAGUGACUACACACAGUCAAAAACCCCUGAUAGUGAGAACAGCCCACUAGAAACUUUUGUGUUGCCUGCUCCACAAUCUGAGGAGGAUGUCCCAGAUUACAUUAAAAUCUGGAAGCAAAAGCUUGAAGAGGAGUAUAAACCUUAUAUGCUGGAGCUGGAAAAACAGUUAACUGCCGAAAUGUUGCCCAUGGGUUUUGAAGAGCCUCACAGGCAGAGUGAGUUAACACCAUGAGAAUCCAGGAUGCCUGCCAUCUGCUCUAUAACAGUUCUGUGGAUUCUGACCCCAUUUUCACUGGACAAGCUAUUGUGUUGUUAAAUCAAGAAAAUCAAAAAGUAAAGCAAAUCCUUUUCCGUUUUGUACUAA